Molecule: messenger RNA, 1148 nt
Organism: Phanerochaete carnosa HHB-10118-sp
Lineage: Eukaryota; Fungi; Basidiomycota; Agaricomycetes; Polyporales; Phanerochaetaceae
Exons: 5
Coding region: 115-963 (282 amino acids)
Biological process (GO): translational initiation
Cellular component (GO): eukaryotic translation initiation factor 4F complex
Molecular function (GO): translation initiation factor activity; RNA 7-methylguanosine cap binding
Source: RefSeq, a predicted model, not a curated record
UUCGGCGUACACUAGCUCUCAGACUCUCUCGCCACAUACGCUUACAACAGUCCGGACUAUCCGCCUCGUCGCCAAAAUCUUCACGCUUGAACUCGUCCCUCGCUGAUCACACCUAUGGCCGGCUACUUCUCCAACCACUCACAAUCUCGCUUCCUCGCCAACUCUAACAAUGGCACAACGGCGACCCAGACGUCGGAAGCGCAGGCACAGAAUCCCCCCACCACGCCAGGGCGUGUACGCGCCCCGUCCUCCCGUCACUUCUCGACGUCACUCUCCGGCUCGGGAGAUGAAAAACCUUCUGUGAAGGAGAAGAGUUCAGGCACGGGAGGUCCGAACGGUACCGCGAGCGUACACCCUCUGCGCAAUACAUGGGUCUUUUGGUUUCGCCAGCAGCGAGCUCCAGGUAACAAAAUAACGAACUACGAGGAGGGCAUCAAGAAGGUAUCCUCGUUCAGUUCGGUCGAGUCGUUCUGGUCAUUAUGGACGCACAUAAACCCUCCCUCGAGUCUGCUCCCGACAACAGACUAUUUGCUCUUCCACUCAGGCAUUCGCCGACCUGUGUGGGAGGACCCACUUAAUCUCUCGGGGGGCAAGUGGAUCAUACGUCUCCGCAAGGGUGUGGCCGACCGACUAUGGGAGGACCUCGUGCUCGCUAUCAUUGGCGAUCAGUUCGCGGAAUGUGAGCCAGCGAUGGCACCUGAGGAGCGGGAUGAGAAUGGUCAGGAGCAGUGGCCUGAAAUUUGCGGGUGCACGAUAAGUGUGCGCCAGAAUGAGGAUAUUAUUUCGAUAUGGAACCGCUAUGAGUCGGAUGCGAAGGUCAAGGAGAGGAUCAAUCAAACGAUUCGAAGAGCCCUCAACCUUCCACCAUCCACAAACAUGGAGUACAAGUCUAACAAUGAUUCAAUGCAAGAUAAGUCAAGUUUCCGCGUCCCUGCGGCUGCCGACCGGACGCCACUGUCAUGAUUUGCGAGCAUCUCUUUAUACUGUCUCAAUAGCAUGAACAUGAGCCUGCAAGGCCUCUUGGUGUAGCCUGGAAAAUGUCUUAACUCAUGUAGCUUUACUGUACGGGUUGUGAUCUAAGCUCUAGGUCACGCACCCCUUCUCAGUCUUGAGAACCUCCCGUGGCUCCCUCUCUUCUUCGUAUGUGA